AUGCAGAUCCAGACUCUCGGUCUUUUUGAUCUCGACUAUCCCACACAAGCCUCAUCACAUCAUCUAGUAGAAGCACUGUGUUCUAUGCCAAACCUUACUGACCUGACACUGUUUCUAAUGGAUCUCAAUGAGGAGUUCUGCUCUAAAUUGAAAGCAAAGGCAUCAUCCAUACUGGUCCAGGCUCUCAAGCUACUUCAUCCCCAGUGUUCCACACCAGCCUCAUCAUAUGACCUAGUAGAAGCACUGUGUUCUAUGCCAAACCUGACUGAACUGACACUUGGAGCGUUUCUCCAUGAGGAGUUCUACUCUGCAUUGAAAGCAAAUGCAUCAUCCAUAGAGGUCCAGGCUCUCAAGCUACAUCUCCGGUGUUCCUCACCAGCCUCGUCACAACACCUUGCAGAAGCACUGUGUUCUAUGCCAAACCUGACUGAACUGACACUUGGAUUGCGUCUCCACGAGGAGUUCUACUCUGUAUUGAAAGCAAAUGCAUCAUCCAUACAGGUCCAGACUCUCAAGCUUGAUGAUAUCGAGGACCCAUGGAAUUGUCUCACACCAGCCUCAUCACGUCACCUUGCAGAAGCAUUGUGUUCUAUGCCAAACCUGACUGACCUGACACUUCACAUGGAUUACAAUGAGCAGUUCUACUCUAUAUUGAAAGCAGAGGCAUCAUCCAAACAGGGUUGUUUUCCUCAGAUCAGGAAGGGAAACUUCAGGGUCAAUGAUGUUGCCCAAGAUGACUUAAAGUCAUUUCUCAACACCCUCACAUGUUUGCAAAGCUUGACCGACCAGCGCUACCCAAGUUUAUGGUACUUGGAUGGCUCAGCCGACUUAGGCAGCUCAAAUGACUCAGGCAGCUCAAAUGACUCAGGCAGCUCAAAUGACUCAGGCAGCUCAUAUGACUCGGACAACUCAGCUGACUUGGGCAGCUCAAAUGACCCAGACAACUCAGCUGACUUGGGUAGCUCAAAUGACCCAGCCAACUCAGCUGACUUGGGUAGCUCAAAUGACCCAGAGAACUCAGCUGACUUGGGCAGCUCAAAUGACCCAGCCAACUCAGCUGACUUGGGCAGCUCAAAUGACCCAGCCAACUCGGCUGACUUGGGCAGCUCGAAUGACUCGUAUGUCUUGGCCAACUCAGGCAACUCAGAAGGUAGCAGCAUUCGGGUAAGGCCUUGCAAGAGGCAACCUCCUUGUACUGAGUCGAGCGUUCCACAGGAUGAUUCUGGAAUUCCAGAGAAGAAAUCAAAAUAUGAGGUCUAGAGUAAGACAGUGACCCAUGCAUGAUACAGGGCUCCACACUAACUUUUUUUGGAAGGAAAAGAUGUUUAGAUUUAACUUUCUACACUCUGUAUGCAUGAGCCUGAGUAAAAGCUUUCAAAUUCUGGGGGUCCGGACCUAGAUUUAGGUGUCCACCUGCUGGUUUCAAGCCCUGGACUGAUAGCACGAAGUUUGGGGUAAAAGGGGGUAAUUUUCGGCGGUUUGUAAAUGUUUGAAUAAGGCUGUUUUCUUCUUUUUCAAGGAUGUUAGUGCAUUAAUUAGACAUUUUAUGUAGUGCAUUUACCAAGUAUAUGUGUAUUGUAGACUUUUACCAUUUUGUUUUAGGUGAUUUGUAUUUAAUGUAUGAAAUACCACUCAACUGUCACAACAAAGUGAGUUAUGAGUUUAAGUAUGUAAUAUUUCAAAUUAUCCUAUCGAAACGUCACUAUAUUUGUCAAUGCCAUUGCACAUGUUCAAUAAAAAUAUAAUUAAGUAGAAUCAAAAUUAACUUGUGAAUUUGUUAACAGAAAUGACCCAGAUGUUAAGAGUCAAAUUGCUCUAGUUAUCAUGUCAACAAACUUCAUAUUAUUCAAUAGGUUAGUUGAAAACUAACUUUGUCUGGUAAGGGUAUAGGCCUGAGUUAUCAGUGUAACAUUUUGUCUGAUGUGGAUUAUUGUUUAUAUAUUUAGAGCUACAUCCAGUUCUAGAUUUAAGAAUCUGUUCGAGGAAAUAUUUCCAGGAUUUUCUUUACAUCAUUCCAGUGUACAUAAUAUGUAAAUAUACUGCUAUAAUUUUAAGAUACAUGUCUCUUUUGUGAUCUAACGUGCCUGAGAUAUCAGUGUUAUAUUUAAUUUGACAUGGAUAAUUGUAUUAAUUAUGUUUAACUACAUUCACCAGUACUUUAUAAUAAAUCCAUUUGAGGAAAUAUUUUCCAGGAUUUUCUCACAUCAUUCCAGUGUAUAUGUAAAUGUGCUGCUAUAAUUUUCAGAUACAUGUCUCUUUUGUCAAUCUAACAUGCCUGAGAUAUCAGUGGUAUAUUUAAUUUGACAUGGAUUAUUGUUUGUACAUGUUUAACUACAUUCACCAGUACUAUAUAAUAAAUCCAUUUGAGGAAAUUUUUUCCAGGA
Molecule: messenger RNA, 2384 nt
Organism: Strongylocentrotus purpuratus (purple sea urchin)
Lineage: Eukaryota; Metazoa; Echinodermata; Echinoidea; Camarodonta; Strongylocentrotidae
Exons: 6
Coding region: 1-1260 (419 amino acids)
Source: RefSeq, a predicted model, not a curated record